GAUGACGUCAGGAGGUGAGUGUGGAUGACGUCAGGGGGCCGGUGACGGUGACGGUGGAAGAUGGCGGCCGUGGGCGGACUGUGGCUGCGAGGGGCCGUCGGGAGCAGCGGCUCCAGGCUGGCGAGGGCGGCACUGACAGCGGCAGCGGCGUCGGCGUCGGCGUCGCGGCGCUCGGUAGCGCACUUCACCUUCGUGCCGGACAAAGACCCCACGCAGUAUGGUCCUACGCAGAAGAUGAACCUUUUUCAAUCUAUCACAAGUGGCUUGGACAAUGUUUUGGCAAAUGAUCCAACUGCAGUGAUUUUUGGAGAGGAUGUUGCCUUUGGAGGGGUUUUCCGGUGUACUGUUGGACUGCGGGACAAAUAUGGAAAGGAACGAGUAUUUAAUACCCCUCUCUGUGAGCAAGGUAUCGUGGGAUUUGGAAUUGGGAUAGCAGUUACAGGAGCUAAAGCGAUUGCAGAAAUACAGUUUGCAGACUACAUCUUUCCAGCCUUUGAUCAGAUUAUUAAUGAAGCCGCAAAGUAUCGCUAUCGCUCUGGGAACUUAUUUGACUGUGGAAGUUUAACGAUUCGUGCACCUUGGGGAUGCGUGGGCCAUGGGGCACUCUAUCACUCCCAGAGUCCUGAGGCCUUCUUUUCCCAUAUCCCUGGAGUUAAGGUGGUUAUUCCAAGAAGCCCCAUCCAGGCCAAGGGAUUAUUGCUAUCUUGCAUAGAGGAUAAAAAUCCUUGUAUCUUCUUUGAGCCUAAAAUCCUCUACAGAGCUGCUGUGGAACAAGUUCCUGUGGAGGCCUAUCAAAUCCCUCUUUCACAAGCAGAAGUUCUGCAGGAGGGAAAUGACGUGACCCUUGUUGCUUGGGGAACUCAGGUUCAUGUAAUGAAAGAAGUGGCCAGCAUGGCUCAGGAGAAAUUGGGAGUCUCGUGUGAAGUAAUCGAUUUAAAAACUAUUCUGCCUUGGGAUGCUGAAACCAUUUGCAAGUCUGUGGUAAAAACAGGAAGGUUGCUUAUUAGCCACGAAGCUCCGAUAACAGGAGGAUUUGCAGCGGAGAUCAGUUCCACAGUUCAGGAAGAGUGCUUUCUCAACCUGGAGGCGCCAAUCAGCAGAGUCUGUGGAUAUGAUACACCUUUUCCGCAUAUCUUUGAACCUUUUUACAUACCAGACAAAUGGAAGUGCUUUGAUGCCGUGCGAAAAAUGAUAAAUUAUUAAAAGCGGCAGAUGGCAUCGGCAUGAAAUGGGAAUGAGAUGAUCAUUGAGCACCUGACACACACUAAAUUAAAGAUUUAUAUUGAGAUGCCUGUAAAUCAUGUGAAUGACUUUCCAUUAUAGAGGCUAAAGGGUGACAUUAUGCUGUGUGUCAUCAUCAUUAUCUCACAUUCACAUUUUAUCUCAUUGUCUAAAGGAUCAGCUGCCAGCUGCAACUUUCCUCAAAGUCUGGAAGAAAAAUGGACUAUGCCUGUACUCUUUUAUUUGAUCCUCAAGGGAUCAAAUAAAAAUGAUUGAAUCCAGGUUUGUCUCAAGAUAGAAAAUUCCCUUGUAUUGAUCUCCUAAUGAAUAUCUGACUGUUGUACUCUAUAUGUAACUUUGCAUAAUUGGUUAUGGUUCUUCAUGUUAAACGUGUCCAUCUAAUGUAAACACGGUGAAAAUGACUUUUCUAGCGUACAAAAAUAAAAAUAUGUAUUUACGGUG
Molecule: messenger RNA, 1683 nt
Organism: Leucoraja erinaceus (little skate)
Lineage: Eukaryota; Metazoa; Chordata; Chondrichthyes; Rajiformes; Rajidae
Gene: bckdhb
Product: branched chain keto acid dehydrogenase E1 subunit beta
Exons: 11
Coding region: 61-1203 (380 amino acids)
Biological process (GO): response to nutrient; branched-chain amino acid catabolic process
Molecular function (GO): catalytic activity
Source: RefSeq, a predicted model, not a curated record